GGUCAUUUGCUCAUCAUGCUGUCGUACCUGCUGGUCCUCGCAGUCCUAGUGACUGUGGAUGCUCAGAUAAUUAAAGGGGAACAGAAGGAUGAUUCCUGCGUGUGUAAAUUAAGCAGCUCUAUCUGGGGUUUUCCUACGGCGAAGUUUGAGGCAGCUCAAAACAAACUCCAGACCUGUGAGGAAAACCUUAUUGAGUUUCGUAAGAAGAUACAGGCAAGUAAUGUACAAAUGCCUAAGUUAGAGCUCAGUCUUAAGAACAUCAAAACCCGGCUGAAACCGUUCGAGUAUCUGGACACAAACGGCCUGUACAACGCUCUUCACCUGCAACAGCUGGUACAGGAACUUGACCAGAUGUAUUCUACUGCCAGUGAUAUUCAUAAGAAAACCUCCAACAAAGAGAUAGAAGGCCUUCUCAAGGAGUUGACUAAUGCAAAGAAGGAAGCCCAGGACAUGUACAAAGAUAAUUUCUUCAAUCUAGAGACAAUGAAAUCGAAGCUACUUGACCUCAACAACCGAGUGCAGACCUGUAAAACUAUACCUGAAGACUUCAGAAGCACUUGUCAUCAGCGUAUCAUGUCCAGCAUAAGUUCUCCAGUCGUUACCAAACUCAAUUCCAUGAGCAAGUCCUAUAUCUCAGGUGCUUGGGGUCGCGAUGCGAAGCAGGACAACAAGGAACGCUACUUUGAACACUGUCUGAUGAGCGGAAACCAGCUUGGCAUCACAAUCAGGAUCUACAACUCUUACGAAGAUUUCAUAGCCAGCAAGAACUACAAGGACGAAACGAUAGCACCAUCAUACGGUGACAAAAAUGCUGUUCAGGGCUCUGGGACAAUAUUUUACGACAACACUGUAUUUUACCAAUGCUACAACAGCAUUGAGAUCUGCAGCUUCAACAUUACCACAAAAGCAACCAAGCGUAUGAAACUGGACGGUGCUGAAAUCAACAAGUUCCCCUUCUGCUACUACAGCUGCCGUGAUUGGACAGACUUCGACCUGGAGGCUGAUCAGGACGCCGUGUGGGUGAUAUACGCCACCGAGGAGAACCACGGAAACAUUGUUUUGAGCCGUUUAGACCCGCUGGAGCUCAAUAUCACUCAUACCUGGAAGACGCGUCUCUUCAAGAGGUCCGUCACCAGCACAUUUAUGGUGUGCGGGGUCCUGUAUGCUACACGCUUUGUUAAUACUUACCGAGAAGAGGUGUUUUAUGCUUUUGAUACACUCACUGGUCAAGAGAUAAACACUCUUUCUUUGCCUUUUGAGAAGGUUGCUGCUGGAAUAGCCAAUCUGAACUACAAUCCUGUAGACAGGAGGCUUUACAUGUAUAAUGAUGGCUAUCUUUUAGCAUAUAACACCUUCAACUGAGGGUCUUUCAUACGCAGCUAAUACAAAAUAUGUAACCCAGAAGUCCAAAUUUCACAGCAUGCAUGGUUAAACUAAAGCUUUACGCUAUAUCAUCAUGUGAUUGUGAGACGUUUGAAGUGCUAAAAGUCAAAUGAACCAAUUUGUCUACUUUUGCCAUUACAAUAAAUGUGCUUAUUCUGCA
This is a messenger RNA of Carassius gibelio (silver crucian carp), 1543 nucleotides long. RefSeq names its product olfactomedin-4-like. Bases 16 to 1362 code for a protein of 448 amino acids. NCBI's taxonomy places the organism in Eukaryota, Metazoa, Chordata, Actinopteri, Cypriniformes, Cyprinidae. The record is from RefSeq and is a predicted model, not a curated record. The transcript has 5 exons. Gene Ontology annotation, biological process: signal transduction.